GUCGACAUCAAGUUCGAACAUUACUGGCCUACCAAAACGCCGUUUUAAAGUCAAAAAUAGUAAAAAUAUAGAAAGGAGUGAAAAAGAAGAAAACGCGAAAGUGAAAAAAAUAUAAUUUUAGGAAAUAUUGUGUCUGAAAGAAGUGAAAAGAAGUUAGCUGCCAUAAUAUUGUCAAGAACAUAAAUAAAAGCUCUCAAAUGCAGGCGUAAAAAGAGGAAAAUUAAGAAAAUUGUGAGAAAAUUUUAUAAAUUUGCUUUCAACGCAAAAAGAACUCACAUAAAGAGCUUUAAAGAGCUCCCAAUCCCAUCAUCGUGUAAAAGUUAAUAUAUCUUAGCAAAACCAUCAUGGUUGAGGUGUCCAAAGAGGAUCUUGUAACCUGGUUUCAAAAAAUGCAAAGCUAUAAACGAAUCGACAUAAUGUGUACAUUACUCAACUUGUGCCUUCCGUUUGAGUUACGUUUUCUGGGAACGUGUCUAGAAGAGUUAGGUCGACGCGAUGCUCAAGAUUUGCGAGGCGUCGAACUUCGUGUUAAUAAUCCACAAGAAUUUGUUAAUGAGCUGGGAGCAUUCCAGAAAGGAUUACCGAACGACACAAAGAUCCGCAGAAAAAUGGCUUUGUACCUUGCACUUAUGCGUGCAUGUAAUCGAACUGGUGUUAUUGAACUUUUCAAGACACUUGACCGAUGGGGAGAAUUUGAUUUUACACAAUUUAGCGAUGGUGAUCCACUAAAAGAGCUUCUGCUCGUUUAUACGAUGGCCGCCAAUCAUCCAGUCUUCAGCUUCGAGCAACGACUCAAAUGCGGUGAAAUUUAUAGCAAAAUAAUAUCAAGCAAAGCACAUUUGAAUCUACAAUCACCUGAGACAACAUCACCGAUCACAUCUCCACUAACAUCGUCGAAUUUUAGCACUCAACAUCAGCAACAGCAUCAAACGACAUCACCACCUCCGUUCCCUUCAGCGACAUUUCAACAACCAACACCACAGAUCAUCAAUCCUCAAACUCAACAGCAAAUACCAAAUCCUAUACUUAUGGCUUUUCCGCCAAACGUGACUCCGUUGAUUCCAACAGCUGAUCCAGCAACGACGAUAGCAUUAAAUGUUGAAAGCUUGCCUUCACACAUGGGUGUGCCACAAACGGUGAUGCAGAUUCCACCUGACUUCAGUUCACCACCACCACUACCUUGGAUACGAUAUCAACCGCCAAUCUAUCCAAUGGUCCAAAUGGAUACACAAUUUCCACCACAAGCUUCUUCACCACAUUUGAGUCAACCAUCAUCACCUACACAUAGUCGAACCGGAAGUCCAACACGUAUACAACAACAGCAAUCGAACCAAGUUCAACAACAGCAGCAACAACAAACAUCGAGUCAAGCUCAACAACAAAUUAUGUCGAAUCCAGUGACACAAAGUCAAGCACUUAGGAAUAAUCGUUCACUUAGGAAUGCAAGACCAUCAACAGAAACAACACCACCGCCAUUACAAUCACAACAACAACAACAGCAGCAACAGUCGAGCCAGGGAAGUGGCACCAUUUAUAUGGGCAACGAUAUCAUGGUGCCAACAAUAAAUAAGUUUGAAGAAAUCAACAUGGAAGGUGCCAUUUCCCAACUCCAUACGCUCGCCCUUAGAAAUGGUUAUAAUCGUCAGACGAAUACAAUACCAAGACAAAAUAAACAACAGCAGAACUGGAACGCUGUGCAUGUUGCUGGUGGUGCUGGAGCUCCAAUUGCCAAUGCCAUGAAUUAUACGAUGCAUAUGGUGGAUCCUUCACAAUUAUCGCAGAUAAACAUGAGGAAAACAGCAACAGGUGUCGCGCAGGGAAGUGAUUCUGGUGGAUCGUCAACAGGUGAAGGUUCGCCGCCACCAAUACAAUCUGAACAUAACGUCGGAUUGCACGGUAAUGCAAAUCAAACACAGUCAAGUGGUAGUUUAAGAAACAAACAACCAUUAAAUUUAAGCAGACUGAAUGGGGGAAAGCAUGGGACUGGUGGACCAUCAUCAACGUCAUCAUCAUCAUCAUCCUCAACAAUGACGAGUAGUAACAAUAAUAAUAAUUUAGAAUUUAAUAAUGCUGCUGCUUCUGGUAGUCUGGUGACGAGUACAUCAAGUGGAAAUUUACCUCUUCUCAUUGGUGGACAAAUGCACAAUUUUCCAACAUAUCGAACAAUGUCACAACAGCAUCCACCACCUCAACAACAGCAACGACAAUUUCCAACACAACAAAACGGUGGUGAUAUUAUGUAUCCAUUAACAACAUCAUUCCUUCCUCCGCCUCCUCCAAUACCAAUUGUGGUGAGUAGUGGUGGGUCACAAAGAGCAUCUCCAUCGUCUGUACAGGUUAUUCCUACACCAUAUCCAACAAAUAAAAUGGUUCAAUCGUGUUUUAAUUGUGGCUCGAUUAAUCAUACGGGACUUAAUUGUUCGGAAGCAUCAAUGGAAGAUGUGACGAGAAAUGCUGUUUACAAAUUAGAUUACACGGUAAAUACACCACAGCUUGUACAGUUUUCAACAUCGACGACGGCGGUGGUGUCUGCAGCAACGGCGGCGUCGCCAGCAGUUAUGAUGCCGUCACCAUCGGCAAAUAGUUUAAUAUUUACCAACCUGCCAUCGAACAAUAAUGAGUUAGAUCCACAGAUAACAUUUAUUGAUUUAACACAAGACACGACAAGCAGUUCAAGUAGUUCGAGUACAAGUUCGAUACACGGUGCAAAGUAAGUGAACGGUGAAAAAUUUUAGAUUUUAAAAUUGCGCAACGGAGAUUUGGGGAAAAAAAAGCUUUCAAAUGAAGUUCAAUUCAAAUUUUUUAAAAGACAUUCUUUGGCUUCAAAAGUUUUACCUAAUUUACUAAUCUUUUUAAAAUCAUGAUAAACGACGAUGUGCUAGAAGAGAUAUUUAAUGUAAUGAAUGUAACAAUAACUUGAUGCAUAGCCAUUUGUUUUAAAUUCAAAUCUUUUCGAAAUUUCGUCUUAAAUUUGGUUUGAUUUGAUUUUUGAAAGCUCCACAUUUAUAUGAAAAUUUUAAGAAAAGCAUAAAUAAUUCGGAUACUUAGCCUUGAAAAAGGCUUUUUUUUUUAAUGUUAUUUAAAUAUUUUCAUUCAUCAUUUUAAAUGUUAUUAUAGAAUUUCAGUCAAUAUUUUUGAGGCUUUUUCAAUAGUAAUGAAUGUCCGUUUGAUGUUGUAUUAAGAGAUUGAAUUUCUUUUCUUUCUUUUGUCAUUUCAAACCAGGCCUUGAAGACAUUAAUUAUUGUUUUGUAAUGUUGAAGUUGAAAAGAAAUGAAAUUUUCCAUUCAAAAGUAUACAAAAAAAUAAAACUAAAAGCGAACAAAAAGCCGA
This is a messenger RNA of Clunio marinus, 3330 nucleotides long. The record is from the annotation of a GenBank genome assembly. NCBI's taxonomy places the organism in Eukaryota, Metazoa, Arthropoda, Insecta, Diptera, Chironomidae.